AUGAGUCGACAAGUGACAACUGUGUGUGAUCUUUGGGACGAGUGGACAAUAGGUCGAGAUGGAUUCUGGUCUGUUCAAGAAUUAGAAGACAAGUGGGGCGCUAAAUGGAGAAAAGACAACAGAAAAUGGUUCAAUAUCCAUAAAAAAAUCAUUGAUUCCGUUGAAGACCUUCAGCUGGAUCUUGGCCUCUUCUCCCCCGCUUCUGCUGUAGGCGCCUUACAAAAGGUACUCAACACUCGCCACUGGUCUUUGGAUCGCUUGGGCACCGAGCUCCAAAAAGGCGCUUUUUUUUCCUUGCGAAGAAACGAAAAGAAGAAAAUUACAACACUUCUAGUUGAGCCUCUUUUACCAUCAAUAGUUGCAUUCUCAUUAAUAAAUAUCUUUUUUUCUUUCCUGUGGAUUUUGUAA
This is a messenger RNA of Mucor velutinosus, 408 nucleotides long. RefSeq lists its product as uncharacterized. The coding region runs from base 1 to 408 and encodes 135 amino acids. Gene Ontology annotation, biological process: positive regulation of ribosomal protein gene transcription by RNA polymerase II. The record is from RefSeq and is a predicted model, not a curated record. Lineage: Eukaryota; Fungi; Mucoromycota; Mucoromycetes; Mucorales; Mucoraceae. The transcript has a single exon. Gene Ontology annotation, molecular function: DNA-binding transcription factor activity, RNA polymerase II-specific; RNA polymerase II cis-regulatory region sequence-specific DNA binding.